AAGUCACCUUGAAGCUAUUUACAGCUACAACAAAUGAAUAUUUAAAUAUUGAAAAAAAAAAUUGUCUCGCAACUGCAUAUAUUUAAGGAAACUAUAUAAAAUGCGCACAGCACCUCGAACCAGCUACACAACAGUCCUCUCUUUUUGCUCUCUGCUCUUCUUCCCCGCAGCUCGUGAUCCCGUUUCCCGGUACAUCUGGUAUACGUAUACACACACGUUCGCUUGCUCGAGUAUAGCACACGCCGGGAGUCUCGUGAGAUACGUAGGUAGGUGCGCGCGAAUACAGUCAGUAGUAUUUCAACUGUUGAUGCAGGAGGAAUAUUGCUUAUACACACGCGACUCCGGUACCAGCAGGAACAAAGCGAAAACAUAAAUCGUCGAUCAAAUUCGAAUCGUGAAGCGACUCAAAAACGACGCGAUGUCGAGAAGCUGCGAAAUCUGCCCAGCCGAUUUACAGUUACUCCUGUGCGCGAAGUUUGGCCCGCGUCUCAAGCUGCUGGUGAACUCGAGCUCGUCCCUCCUACCGCCGGGCGAGAAUUUCGCCUGCGAGAUCUUCAAAGUUCGCGCGUUGGUGAGGCGCGACGAGGACUCGCCGACGGAGGAGCUGCACCUCGUGGCCAAGGCUUUCCCGUUCAAGGAAGCGGCGGUUAGACAGGUGUUCGACUUCACGCAGUUGUUCCGGAAGGAGGUGUUCUUCUACGAGAAUAUCGCGCCGGUUUUGAAGGAUCUCGCGCUGGAGUUCGGCGAGGGAGACUUCGAAGUGGCGCCGAGGAGCUUCGGAUCCAGGAAGCCCGAGGACUGCAACGACGAGGGGGUUGUCAUCCUCAUGGAGAAUUUGCAGCACGCCGGGUACUACGCGCCGGAUAAGCUUGAAGGCUCGGAUUUGGCACACUCCCGGUUGACGAUUAAGGCCCUGGCGCGCUUCCACGCGCUGGGCUUCGCCUGCAAGCACCACCGGCCGGACUUUUUCAACGAUCAAGUCGUGAAGAACGCAAACAUGGUACCUUUUCGGCAGUCGGAAGAUGCCGAAGACAUCUUCGACGUCCUCUUCAAAUUGAUGAUGAAGGACUCGCGUCUCGCGGAACACCACGAGCGUAUUUUCAAACUGAUAAAUCCGGGUAAGAAGAUCGAGUUCUUCACCCACGUUGCCGAGGAACCUUGGCGCUCCAUCGUACACAUGGACUUCUGGACGAACAACAUCCUCUACCACAAGGACGCGGAUGGAAAUUUAGACGAUGUCAAGUUCAUCGACUUUCAGAACUUCGCGUACAACAGUCCUCUGAGGGACAUCCCCUACUUUCUGUGUACCAGCACAUCUCACGAGGUCAUGACCCAGCACUUCGACGAGCUUCUUGAUCUCUACUACGACACCUUCAUCGACGUGCUGAAGAGGGUGAAAGUCAACGUUGAGCCAUUCAGCAGGGAUAAGUUCGACGCGCAACUAAAGGAGGACGCAUCCUUAGAGUUCUUUCACAGUAUCAUUGCCAUUAAGUUUUUCACCGCGGAAGUCGAGAAGGAGUCGUACGAUUCCAGUCAGCUCAAUCAGGUUAUAAUAUUCAGUGAGCCUAAUGAGCUAGCAUACGAUAAGUGGUACCACAUUGUACAGACAUUCAUGAAGCAAGGAUGGAUGUAGUUGUUGCGAGUAUUAUUGUAAACAAAAAUGUAGACCAUGUGCUGCGUUAUUUUAAAUUAUAUUUAUAGAUCUAUAUAUUUUACAACAACUUUUGUAAUUUAAUAAAAAUGAAGACGUGAAAAGUUGCGCUUGAUUAUAUAUGCUCAAUGUAUACAUUUCUUGUAAAAAA
Molecule: messenger RNA, 1802 nt
Organism: Nasonia vitripennis (jewel wasp)
Lineage: Eukaryota; Metazoa; Arthropoda; Insecta; Hymenoptera; Pteromalidae
Exons: 2
Coding region: 419-1633 (404 amino acids)
Source: RefSeq, a predicted model, not a curated record